This is a messenger RNA of Periconia digitata, 1277 nucleotides long. The record is from the annotation of a GenBank genome assembly. NCBI's taxonomy places the organism in Eukaryota, Fungi, Ascomycota, Dothideomycetes, Pleosporales, Periconiaceae.
UGUUCUGGCACACUGGAUUCCUUAGUACAGAGAGCAAAAUGGCAGAGACUUAUGCAUCCCACUUUGGGAUCAACAACAUUCCGUAUGGCAUCGCAAGCUCGUCAAAACGCACUUCACCACAAGCCGUCACCCGGAUUGGAGAUGAAGUCGUCUUUCUCGCCGAGCUCGCAGAACAGGCAGCUUUCGAAUCGAUUUCUCCUCCAUUGAUUCCCAUCUUCUCCGAGCAAACUCUGAACACAUUCGCCGCGCUACCAAAACAAACAUUGGCACAAGUUCGCUCAGCCAUUCAAAUCGCAGUCAAAGGUGGGCAGCAUAAAGGGAGCUCCGAGGGUAUCAAAGAUGUUACUAUGCAUCUUCCCGUUCGCAUAGGCGACUUCACCGACUUCUCCGUAUCGCCCGAUCACGUCCAGAACGCACCAGAAGCUCUCUUCGGCGUGCGAAAGUUCCCUGCUACAUUUCACCAAUUUCCAAUGGGCUAUGCAGGCAGGUGCUCUUCGAUAUACCCCUCAAGUACGCCGAUAUACCGUCCGAUGGGUCAAUACAUCGAAGACUUCACAGCACCCGAGAAGAAGGUUGUCUUCGGCGCAUCGAAGGGACUGGACUACGAAUUCGAGAUCGGUGCUAUCGUCGGGCGGCCCGUACCAGCAGGAGCGGGGACAUAUGCAAAGGAUAUGGACGAGCACAUCUUCGGGCUCGUAUUGGUGAACGACUGGAGCGCUCGUGAUAUCCAAGGGAAUGAGAUGCGGGACCCACUUGGACCCUUUGCCGGAAAGAAUUUCUCGACUUCCAUUUCGCCUUGGAUCAUUACGCUGGAGGCGCUUAAAGCAUUCGAGGUCCCGGCGGCGCCUCAUACCGCGCCUGUCGCUGAGUUCCUACACGACCCCAACAGCAUCUCGUACGACCUUACGGUGGAGGGUACAGUUACUAGAAAAGGAACUGUAUCGAGAGUGUGCAAGGUUGGGUUUGCUCAUAUGUAUUGGACUUUCAGACACAUGCUUGCUCAUAACUCCAUCGGGGGGUGUGGGUUGAAUACCGGCGAUCUGUUAGCCAGCGGGACAGUUUCGGGCACAGCAAAGUCGGAACUGGCGUGCCUAAUGGAGCUUACCAUGAACGGAAAACAGCCAUUCAAGUUGAAUGAUGGAUCGGAGCUCAAGUAUUUGGAUGAUGGAGAUGUUGUUGGUUUUACAGUGAGAGCAGGCACAGAGGGUUCAGAAGUGGGGUUUGGGGAGUGUAUAGGGGAGAUAAAACCUUCACGAGGGUCUGCGGCUCAUUUUUGA